GCGGCCGCUAACCUUACCUCCCAGGCCGGUGGGGUACAUUAACACGGGGCACAUGAAGACGCUCAGCUCUGCUCCAUCGCCACCUUUAUCGAGGACGAGUUUCUUACAUGACACGGAUUCCCUUCAAAAGGGUUGGCGCAGCCUUGCAGAGAGAGAUAGGAACAAAGGGGGUGAGACGUCGCCAUACAGACAAGGAAGAGCAGCAGCCAAGACGAAAUGUCUGUUUCAUCGAGCUCUUCAGUGUCACGCGGAGGCCCAGUCCCGCGGCGGCCUGGACCACGGCGCCCGCUCAUCGUGUCCUCCAGGGAGCCGCACCGGCCGCCGCAGGAGAAGCUGGACGAGUUCUGGAGCCGGUUCAGCGCCAGGACCCCGGGCAAGGCGACCCGGCUCCUCCCGCAGAAGGAGUACGGCGACGGCGGCGACGGCGGCGGCCGGCAGCGGCGGCGCUCGUCCAAGGGCGUGGGCAGCACGCAGCGGACGCAGGCGUCGUACGAGGAGGCGGCGGCCCAGUGUAGGGCAAAGGUAGCGCAGAUCGUCAAGGAGUCGCGCCGCGUCAACCAGCGCUACCGCGACCCGCACUUCGACAUCGAGCUGGACCUGCAGCUGGGCAUGCGCGACUGCCUCGAGGCCCUCGACAACAUCAAGCCGACGGCGCCGCCCCCGAGGCGGCCGGGCCCCAGCAACCGCGGCGACGCCCAGGGGGAGGGGCAGGGGCAGGGGCAGGAGAGGCAGGGGCCGCCGUCCGGGGGCCGCAGGCGGCGGCUGGGCGGGUUCGAGCCCGGCUUCAUCCCCAUGGCGGUGCACAGGGUGGUGGAUAUAUUCGACAAGCCGCAGUUCUACAUCGACGGCCCGACGGCCAACGACGUGCGGCAGGGCCGCGACAUGGGCGACUGCUGGCUCCUCGCGGCGCUGUGCACCAUGAGCAACAAGCCGGGGCUCAUCGAGCGCAUCUGCGUGGCGCACGACCAGGCCGUGGGCGUCUACGGCUUCGUCUUCCACCGCGACGGCGGCUGGUUCAGCGAGAUCAUCGACGACAAGCUGUACCUGACCAAGCCCGACUACGACGACGGCUACCUCGAGCGCAUCCUGUUCGAGGACCGCGAGCGCGGCGCCGACUCGGAGCAGGUCUACAAGAGCAUCUACCAGUCCAACAGCGGCGCCCUCUACUUUGCGCAGUGCGAGAACCCAAACGAGACGUGGCUGCCGCUGCUCGAAAAAGCCUUCGCCAAGGCCCACAACGACUACGAGAGCAUCGAGGGCGGCUUCACGGGCGAGGCGCUCGAGGACCUCACGGGCGGCGUCACGUCGGAGCUGUACACGAGCGACAUCCUGGACACCGAGUACUUUUGGAACGAGGAGCUGAUGAAGGUCAACCAGGACUUUCUGUUCGGCUGCUCCACCGGCGUCUGGGGCCGCGGCCUGGGCGAGAGGAAGGGGAUCGUGGAGCUGCACGCAUACAGCGUCAUGAGGGCCGUCGAGGUCGAGGGCCAGCGGCUGAUACUGCUCAAGAACCCUUGGGGCAAGCAUGAGUGGAAGGGCCCCUGGUCGGACGGCAGCAGGGAGUGGACGCCCGAGUGGCUGUCGCGGCUGGGCCACCGCUUCGGCGACGACGGGGCCUUCUGGAUCGCGUACGAGGACCUGCUGCGCAAGUACCAGGCCUUUGACCGCACCCGCAUCUUCGGCCCGGACUGGAAGGUCACGUCCAUCUGGACGACGCUGUCGGUGCCGUGGACGCACGAGUACCACGACACCAAGUUUGCCUUUUCCAUGUCCCGCCCGGGCCCCGUGGUGCUGGUGCUCUCGCAGCUCGACGACCGCUACUUCCGCGGCCUCGAGGGCCAGUACCGGUUCGAGCUCAGCUUCCGUGUCCACGCGGCGGGCGCGGACGAGGCCGACGAGUACCUGGUGCGCAGCCAGACUCCCUACCGCAUGAACCGCAGCGUCAACGUGGACCUGGACCUGGAUGCGGGCGACUACACGGUUCUGGUGCGCGUCGACGCCGAGCGCGACACGGGCAUCCUGCCGCCCGAGGACAUGGUGCGCGCGCUCUCGCGCGCGCGCCGCGACAAGCUGGCCCGCGUCGCCCUGUCCUACGACCUAGCGCAUGCCAAGGGGGCCAUCGUCGAGACGGACGCGGAGAGUGAGGCGCGGCUGGCGCGUGAGCGGCGGAGCCUCGAGCGGUCCCGGCGCCGCAUAAAGAAGGCCAUGACGGAGCAGCGGCGGCGACAGUACCUGAAUGAGUCGGCGAGGCUGCUCGAGGCCCGGAGGGAGGUGGCGAAGCGUAAGGAGAGGAAGGAGAGGAGGAAGGAGAGAAGGAAGGCGCGGGCGGAGAAGAAGGAGAAGGAGGAGAAGGAGGAGAAGGCGGCGCAGGAAGAGAGGGAGGAGAAGGGAAAGGGAAAUACUGGCGAGGACAAGAACGGCGCAGUAGCAUCUGGCGGUGAAAAGACGGCUCAGACAGGCCAGAGGGGAGAAAAGGAUGCGACAAAGACUGCCCAUGUCCCGGAGAAAGGGGCGGCUGAGUUGGAAACAAACAAAGCUGGGCAAGGCCAAGCGCAAGCAGCACAGCCAAAUGCUUCCGCUCCUGCGCCGGCAAAGGAAUCGGCGCCUGGGAAACAAGCCCCGAGUGUGCCCAUCACGGCUCCCACACCCAAGCCUUCAGGGGCUCCCAACACCGAAGAGCAACGCUCCCCACAGCAACCGGUCACGGCUGUCAUGCCUGGCACCGGGCCUCCCACCACCGACGCCUCUCCACAAGAUGCAUCAACCCAGACCGCUGAUGGCCCAUUGAACGAGGAGCUCCAAGUGGGCAACGCACCGCCGGAGCAUACGCACGAAGCAUUGCCGCGGCCCCCGAGCCCCCCGAGCCUCGACCUCCCACACCAGCACGCGCACAUGCAGUUCCCUCCGUUUCCAGGAGGCCGGGGCGUGUCUCCUCCCCCUGAGCUCGCCCGCCGCACACCCUGGCAACAGCAACAACGUCGAGGUCCACCGCCCCAUCACCUGUCAGGCCCGCCACGGCACCGCCGCGCCGGGCCUCACCUCCACUUCCACCCCGCAGUACUCCCGCCCCCAGGCUUGGGAUCCGACGCAGGCGGCGGCGGUGGCGGCGGCGAGGACAACAACGAAGGCUCCGACUGCGAGAUAUCAAGCGUCUCGAGCAUCUCGGACGUGUCGGACCGUGAGGUCGAGUUGCAGCUGGAGCUGAUGCGCAUGGACGGCCAGCUCCCCAUGCCCUCCUCCUCCUUGCGCAGGCGCAGGCGCAGGGCGUCCGCCGACGGCCCGACCGGCAGCCCCAACGCCGGACGGCCCCCGCGGCUGCCGCUAUUCCCCGGGGGCCCGCCGCCACAGCCACGGCGGCGGAGCUCGGACGACGCCGAGCUGGAGAACGACCCGUGGAACGCCGUGGCGGUCGUCGGGCUGCGCGUGUACUACAAGAUGGGUGAGGGCGAGGCGCAGGACGCAGACGUGGUGACGCUGCGCAUCGUGCGCCCCACCGGCGUACCCGACGAUGACAGCGACAGUAGUGACAGCGACAGCGAGGGGGAGGGGGCUGGCGCCAGGGACCGCUGGCCGUGGAACAGGAAGAAGGUCAAGAUACCGGACGUCGACGACAGCGCGCGGGACGCGGUCCUGGUGGCUGCGAGCCUGGAACAGAGCGGCGACGGCCGUGCGAAGGAUGGGGACGCCGGGAAGGUUGGGCAUGUCAAGGACGAGGACGACGAGAAGAAGCCGAUCAAGGCCGAGCCGGCGGAGGAGGAGCCAGUCAAAAGUUGAGGCUGAGGCUAUCGACCCAAGGAGCGAGGCAGGGGAGAGAUCUUGAUGCAAGUUGCACACAUGAGCAGCCCACCGAGAGAAGCGUGGAUGGAUCCUAAAGGAUGACAACAUACGGACACUAGGCACAGGACAGACAGACAGACAGACAGACAGACAGUGACAUGACGAUAUAAUGUAACUUUUUCGCCUUGUUUGUUCAUUGUAU
Gaeumannomyces tritici R3-111a-1 is the source of this 3979-nucleotide messenger RNA. RefSeq lists its product as hypothetical. The transcript has a single exon. The record is from RefSeq and is a predicted model, not a curated record. Gene Ontology annotation, molecular function: calcium-dependent cysteine-type endopeptidase activity. Gene Ontology annotation, cellular component: cytoplasm. The coding region runs from base 217 to 3774 and encodes 1185 amino acids. NCBI's taxonomy places the organism in Eukaryota, Fungi, Ascomycota, Sordariomycetes, Magnaporthales, Magnaporthaceae. Gene Ontology annotation, biological process: proteolysis.